This is a messenger RNA of Galleria mellonella (greater wax moth), 1125 nucleotides long. RefSeq lists its product as uncharacterized. NCBI's taxonomy places the organism in Eukaryota, Metazoa, Arthropoda, Insecta, Lepidoptera, Pyralidae. Gene Ontology annotation, molecular function: acyltransferase activity, transferring groups other than amino-acyl groups. The transcript is spliced from 7 exons. The record is from RefSeq and is a predicted model, not a curated record. The coding region runs from base 110 to 949 and encodes 279 amino acids.
UAGUAAUAUAACUCAAUUAAAUAAGAAAAAAAUCCUAGUGAAAGAAUAUAAAAAUUAUAAUUAGUAAAUUUCGAGUAAGCAUGACGUGAUUUCCAAAGAAUACGGCACUAUGAAUUGCCUGAAAAUCAUAAAGUGUGGUGCUCUUUUAUCCAAUAUCUCCCACUGUAAUGUCAAUAACCAGAUGAGGUUCUACAGAAACCCCUCAAUUUGUAAUAUCUGUCUAUAUCCACAAGGCAAAAAACCAUGUUUUGACAUCCGCAACGUGACAAUAGAUCGUGGCAAUAAAUGCCACAUCAAACACAUACGGUCAUUCCUCUAUCAGCACUACUGGCCGCGAGAGCCCAGUGUCAUUGGUCUGUGGAUGUCGCUCAACUCCCCCUAUUUGGCUGUACUCACUGAGAGAUAUUCUAGUUCAGGUGAUCGAUUGCUGGCUUACGAGCACUUGGCUAGAACGAACGAGAAAAAGCUAGUAGGCGUAACUGUCGCCAACCAGGUGUUUCCGUGGGCCGCUGACGAGCUCGAGGAGUGGGCACAUUACACCAUUUCCAAGCCUGAAAGGCACCGAAUGUAUUUCUGUGCGCACUGCUACAGAAGCCCUAACUUAUUUAAGAAGUAUAAUGUCAGUUAUAUAUACGAUGUGGAAGUUCUUGGCACAGCUGCGGAGGUGACGGGCCAGGGAGUAGGGACCUUGUUGCUGAAAACCGCUCUCGAACAUGCCAAAGAGCUGCGUCAUCCUCUAGUUCAAGUCGUUUCUCUCAAUCAAUAUACAUCAAGAAUCUGCGAAAAGUGCGGCAUGAAACGCGAAUGGACAAUGGAUUACACAGAAUUCGUCGACGAUGCCGGUCGACGUGUCUUCUUCCCUCGCCGUCCGCACCACACCGUGGCUGUAUACGUCAAAUACAACGACCCUAAGAUUGGCGGGAUACUUCCUUGCAAGCCUCCUUUUUAGAUGUGAACUCGGCAAGUACAUUUUCAUUGUGAAAAUGUAGGACGAACCAUGAUUGCUCGUGUAUACGAAAUUUGUAUACACACUGUGGAUCAAUUGAAAGCAUGAUUGGCGUAAAAAAGAGAAGGCUUCGCAACAUGAAUAACGUUUAGGCAAAUUUAAAAGGUAUCAUGUUUGAG